Strigops habroptila (Kakapo) is the source of this 5279-nucleotide messenger RNA. It is a transcript of the gene SLC37A1, whose product is annotated as solute carrier family 37 member 1. The coding region runs from base 1973 to 3475 and encodes 500 amino acids. Gene Ontology annotation, molecular function: glucose 6-phosphate:phosphate antiporter activity. The transcript is spliced from 19 exons. Gene Ontology annotation, cellular component: endoplasmic reticulum membrane. Lineage: Eukaryota; Metazoa; Chordata; Aves; Psittaciformes; Psittacidae. The record is from RefSeq and is a predicted model, not a curated record. Gene Ontology annotation, biological process: glucose-6-phosphate transport; phosphate ion transmembrane transport.
CCCUGGCUUCCACUGGGUCAUCGCGUGUUGCGGUAGUUCCCGGCGCGAUUGGUAAUGCAGGGUACUGGGACGCAGGUGUGGAUUCACUGUAUAUUCACAGGACUCUUGUUCCCUGUUGUUAAGCCAGGAUUAACUGUUUUCCACUUGAUGUAUUAAAUGGAAGGAAUAUGGCCAUUUAAGGUCUGAAGGGGAUGGAUUUGGCAGUUUAUGGCUCAGGUGCAGACCUGCUGGGUAUUAAUUACAAUAUGCAUUUGCUCUGCAUGUGUCUAAAGGCCUUUUGAGUCCUUAAGGGCACCCUGAUGAGGACUUGCAUUACCCGCUGUCCCUUUGUGCACAGAUUUAAUGUCUGCCUUCCAGGGGAAUUGUGCAUGGUGGGGCAGGGGCCAGGCAGGAGCUUCGCUCUGCCUCCCCAGGACACAGUACAGCUGAGCCAAGGUUUGCAGUGUUUGCGGUGGCAAAGGCCAGUCAUGAAUGACGGUGUUUCUCUGAAACAGGGAGGGAGCUAUGUUUCAGCCAGUGCAGCGGGAAGCCUGAAGGAGCAAUACAAAGUUUGGAAGGUAAAUAUGGAUUCAAAGUAAGUACCAGAGUAUUGCUUUAUACGUUGCAGUACAAGGAGAAAGUGUAGUAUUUGUUUUCACUGUCAGGGAAAAUAGUUGCUGGAAAGGAAAGAACAUAAAACCAGUUUGAGUGAUGGAAUUGGAGUUUGUCCUUGGACUUCAUUAGUAAAACAGAAGCGUAAAGGAUGUAGUGGUAAACUACCAGUUAUGUGUUGUAGCCCAUUAAUGUCAUUCUGAAGAAUAGCUUGGUUUAAAAAUCUGGUUUAAUCUACAGCAGGAUGUGAUCUUUAUAGGCUGUUAUUAGGAAUUUUAUUGCCACUAGUUUCUUCGCUUUUGUGGAGGAAGUUGUGUUUGUUAACGGCACAUGAGUGCCAGAGGAACUUAUGGAUAUAUGGAGACAGCUUGUUGACGAGUAAAUGAGAACUCGUGUGUCUUUGCCUGCAGCAGGUAAAAUGAAAUCAGUCCCUGUCAAAUGGCUAGAGUGCAGUUCUCUAAACGCUGCUGAUAGUCCAGUCAUCUUUGCUAGGGCCUUGUGACUCUGGUCUUACAGCAAGGAUACCCUAUUAGGAGGUAGCAUGAGUGUGAUCUGUGUAGCAGGUCCACAGAUGUGCAAGCUAGCGUGACUAUUUAGCAUUGAAACCUUUUGUACGAGGCGUGAAGUCUUUUUCUGCUUACACCAAAGCUGUUAAAUAGUAACCUGUUAAACAAUUACUUUUCUACGUUUACAAUUGCCUUGUCCCAUUAUAUUUUAAGAGAACCAUUUAAAGAUGUUUAUGACCUCAGAUUUUUGUUCUUUGUUGGCCUCUCAUUUUUUUCCUAAUAGGUAUUUUAUGCCAGCUUACUUAGCAUGAUCAGUUAAAGAAUAGUUCUAGUAUUUGGGAUAUACAUAAGAGAAGUGGGGUUUGGGAUCACCCUGAAAUAGGUCUGUUACUGCUGGAAGAAAGAUUCACUCCUGCUGUGGGCUGCUUGUGCCCACUUCUUUUUCUUCAUACCUUUCUUCUCCUACUGGAGCUAUCCACAGCUCAUUUCAACCAAAUGCAAAAUUACUGACAAGUAGUUGUUUUGAAAUUAGAGUUCAGCUGAUGAAACUAGCGAGCCAAGGCUGUAAGGGGAGUCCCACCUUUAGUCCCUGUCUUUAUGUUCCCACUGCUUCACAUUCAUCUUACAUAGCAGUUUUGUGGCCGCAGAAUCAGCAAUUAACAAAGGCAGAGUAAAGAAUUUCCCAUGUUGUGACUGAAGGUAUAAGGAAAAAAACCUACAGGGAGAUCAACUCAGCAGCGUUAUCUUCUAUGUUUGUUAACAGCCUAUCAUCGCACAGCUUUGGGAGGAGCUUUGUUAUGCAUUCUGAAGAACAAAUAACAUUGUUACAAGUGCAUAAUUGUGUUGCCUAAAAUUUGAUACAAGCUGUAGAGUAGAUGGCUCAGCUUCCUCCUGGGAUUCGAUUCAUCACUGCAUUUUCACGAGAUCAGUGGUAUAGAGCCUUCAUUUUCUCUCUCACUUUCUUGUUGUAUGCCAGCUUCCAUUUAUCAAGGAAACCUAUCAGUAUAGUUAAGGGAGAGCUGCAUAAGCAUUGUGCUGCUUCACAUGAAGUUGAGCUCAACUCAUACAAAGAAUAUGCUGCCCAGAUUCAGCCUGUCAAAAAGCCAUCUAAUAUAUCUCAGUGCGGUUGGGAACCAUUUGAUAAGAACAACUACAAGCAGUUACUGGGAGCACUGGAUUACUCAUUUCUAUGUGCAUAUGCAGUUGGGAUGUAUUUAAGUGGACUAAUAGGAGAACGGCUACCUAUCCGGUACUAUCUGACAGUCGGGAUGCUUGCUAGUGGACUCUUCACUGCAAUGUUUGGAUUGGGUUAUUUCUGUAAUAUACAUAAUCUGUGGUUUUACAUAAUGGCCCAGAUAGCUAAUGGAUUGGUGCAAACUACUGGCUGGCCGAGUGUCGUUACAUGUAUUGGCAACUGGUUUGGAAAAGGAAGGAGAGGUUUGAUUAUGGGAAUCUGGAAUUCACACACUUCAGUGGGAAAUAUCUUGGGAUCCUUAAUUGCUGCUUAUUGGGUGUCUACGUGCUGGGGUCUCUCCUUCGUCGUGCCUGGUAUUAUCAUUGCUGUGAUGGGAAUUGUUUGUUUCCUGUUUCUUAUUGAACAUCCUAAAGAUAUAAGUUGCUCCUGCACGCUAUCCAGUGAUCCAGAAAUGCAGCAUUUACUUACUGACAAUGAAAAUUGCAGUGUGUCCUUGAAUUCCAACACUGUGAUCACUGGGGAAGGCAGACAUGGGACAGCAGCUAUCAGCUUCCUUGGGGCCUUGCGAAUACCUGGAGUCAUAGAGUUCUCCCUUUGUCUUCUGUUUGCAAAGUUGGUGAGCUAUACUUUCCUCUUCUGGCUUCCCCUCUAUAUCACCAAUGUAGAGCAUCUUGAUGCCAAAAGAGCUGGGGACCUUUCUACACUGUUUGAUGUGGGUGGAAUCUUUGGUGGAAUUUUGGCAGGCCUGAUUUCAGACAGGCUGGAGAAGAGGGCAUCAACCUGUGGAAUGAUGUUAUUGUUUGCAGCACCCACAUUGUACAUGUUCUCUGCAGUCAGUAAAAUGGGCCUUGAGGCUACUGUAGUGAUGCUGCUCAUCAGUGGUGCCCUGGUGAAUGGCCCUUACGCUCUGAUCACCACUGCUGUUUCUGCUGAUUUGGGUACCCAUAAAAGCCUGAAAGGUAAUGCAAGAGCCUUGUCCACAGUGACAGCGAUCAUCGAUGGAACAGGAUCUGUAGGUGCAGCUUUGGGGCCUCUCUUAGCUGGUCUUAUUUCCCCAUCUGGUUGGAACAAUGUGUUUUACAUGCUCAUGAUGGCAGAUGCAUGUGCCUUGCUAUUCUUACUCCGUCUUAUUCAGAAGGAACUACGGUGUAAUGCAGACCAUACCCUGUUUAAAGAACACUGAGCUACAAGACCAGGUUUGGAAUAAGGACUCCAUCAGUGAUCAGAGCUCUUCCCUGAAAAACAAACUUCAUGGAAUGGGUUAUUCUGUAUUGAAGAGAUUCUUUUCGGUGAAGAACUUUGCGUGUUUACUAGAAGCAGUGUGAAAAAUGCAGCUGGUAAAUCCCUGAAGCUCUUACUUUUGCACAUGGAUAAGUACCUCAGGAUGGCAACUAUUCAUGAGAUGAAGAGUCGGGAACUUUGGGAAGGUUUUAGCAGUGCGCCUCAACUGAGCCAAAGAUAAAUACCAAGUGCCUUUUUAUUUCUUUUCAUAGGAUGUUUUUAAUUAAAAUGCCAAACUGUGUAUUUUCCAAAAACAAGUCAAAAUGAGAGUAGAAGGAAGUUGAAAUCAUCACAGUCCAGCAGUGUAAAGUUCCAGUGUCAGUGAGCAAAGUAUGUAUCCCUUAUGUCAUCUUGUGCACAUCAAGGGCAUCACUUUAUAGAAGACAAUACCAGCUGGUUGUUAAGAUGCACUGCUAUUAGUAUUUUGAAGCUGCUCAGACAAUAACCUCACCAUAUGAUUAGUUUUUAACUACAGUCCUACUUCUAAUCCCAAUGAUGCUAUUGAGCCUUUUGGUAGGCAAUGAAAUGGAAUUUACUCUUGCAGUGUACUGCAGUUAGCAGUUUUCACAGACUCUCUGGAUGGGUGUUCAUCCUCAAUGAGGAUUGUGCAAAAGAGUCCUAAGCAAGAUAAAGCAGAUUAUGAGUCAGAAUGUCCAGUGGGGGGCUCUCAUGAUUUUCAGGGCAUUAUAAACUGGUUGUGCAAGUGUCACAUAAUUGUUGUGCUGCUCCACUAGGCUUGGUUGAAAUGAGAGGUGUUCCCUUAGGGUAGCAGAGAACUGUGACCUGUCAUACUUGAGCUCUGCAGGAUUGAACAGAUGAGCUGCUUUAGUGCCUGCUGCCACUGUGAUUGCUGUCAGGUACUCCCUGAUUUCAGUGUUGAUGUGUGCACAUGAAUGUCAUUGCCAGAUCAGGGCCUUAAUAACCAGAAAUCUCUUUGAAGUGGCUAAUUUCAAGUGGCUCAGAAUUUCAGAUUUAGAGCCAAAAUAUCAGAAAAGAAAAAUGACCUAGGUGGCAGGUUGUAAGAGAGCAUUUCAGUAACUAGUGUUACCCAGCGAAUAGAUGGUUUAAUGUCUUCAAAACAUAUCAUUUCUUUGUACAGCUGUCUCCUUUGCAAAACAGAUGUUUCUGUGAUUUAUUUUUUAAGAUGUACAAAGUGAAAAGGAGGGGAUUUUGUAUGAGGUGUUUAUACUUAAAUCAUGAAGUCUAGGUAAUUUAAACUGUGUAUUAUUCUUAACUGUAUUUAUUAAAGCUCUAGGCACAUGUCUUGUUCUGAACUAUGCUCUUAAAUAUUGUGAAACAAUGUAGUAGUCUUUACACUUGAUUAAUAAAACAGCACGCUCUAAAAUAGUCCCGCAAAAUAUGGUGGAGAAAUGUCUCAUCAGCUGCUGGUGUUGUUCCAUAUGCUGGCACAACUUUUAAUUUCCAGGGCUGAUUAGUAAUUGUUCAGUCUUUGAUGAGUUAUUUCACUGGUUUGAUUCAGCUCAUGCUUUAUGCUUGACUUGAACAGUAUAAGAAUGUGUCCAUUUUUAACUGUUUUGUUGAAAACCAGGGAAAACCUCAGUCCCACAAACACUUAAGGAAGGUACCAAGUCGUUGCAAAUGAAUGCUGUUUAUAGGCUCCAACUCUGCAGUUACCUGGAUGAAUGGUUAACUUUAGAUUUUCAGUAAACCUCUUGAGACCAGUGGGGACGCUCAACAUGUGAAUU